CAGAAUCUCACGGUCUGAGCUGUGAAGAUUUGACUUUACUACGACUGGAUGUGUUUUAUAAACCCACUGAUGGAACACAGACAGUAACAGAAAGGGAUCAAUGAAUCCCUGGAAACACAAGCAGUGACAAAGGAAAACUGAAGAAAAAAGUAAAAGCAGCCAUGAAGGUCCAGAAUGGAUGGAGCUGCUCUGUGUUGUUUCUGCUCUACAUGACACACGUUGCCUUGACACAGAAGUUUGAUGUCAUUGGACCUUCUACUGACAUUUUUGCUCUUCUUGGUGAAGAUGUCACCCUACCUGCCACACUCUCACCACCUCUCAAUGUUCAGGGGUUUGAGGUGAGGUGGGUUAGAAAUGACUUCUACUCUGUGAUACUUUUAUAUCAGAACUUCCAAAUUAGAAAUGAGUAUCAGAUGCAGACCUAUAAGGGGAGGACUGCACUUUUCCCAGAAGAACUCGUGAGUGGAAAUGUGUCUUUGAGACUCCAGGAUGUCCGUAUUUCUGAUGGUGGUCUCUACAGAUGUUUGGUGGCCUCUGGACUAUGGAAUGACGAGGCUCACAUCACUCUGAAUGUUGAAGUUGUGGGCACUCAGCCUUCCAUUUCCAUCAGCACUGCAGAAGACCAGCAGACCAGACUGGAGUGCAGCUCUGAGAAGUGGAGCUCUCGACCUGAAGUCACCUGGAGAGACAUGAAUGGAGUGGAUAUGACGUCACAGUCCACCUUAACAGUACAACGGGAUGAUGAGGGUCUCCUCAGGGUCAGAAGCAUCAUCCCUAUCAAGCGGGAGUUCAAUGUGUUCUCCUGUCUGAUGAGAAGUAACACAACCAGACCGGCCUAUCAGUCCAAAAUGGGGGUCUACGUUUUCUCCCCAAACAUCUCUGGCUGGUCGGUGGUUUUCUGGUUAUUGAUUGGUCUUUGUGUCACAGCGACUGUGCUGCUCAUAUUGAAAUGGCGAGGAAUGACAGAUAAAAAAGCAACAUACAAGACCAAAGCAGUUGACAUUCUCCCUGUCUGGAACUUGCGCAAGGAAAUCGAGAUGGCACAACACCCAGCUUUGGCUCUGAAGUUUUCUAAAGUUAUUAAUGGAUUCUCUCAUGAAGAUCUCCUCAAGAUCACAGAGUACUACAAGCCCCAGCUGGCCUAUGUGAUGAACUUCGACAUCAGCAGUGUCCUGCAGCUCCUGGUCACCAAGCGCAUUCUCAACAACGAUGAGGCAAAGGGAGUCAAAGUCAAAGAAGAGUCUGAGGGCACACCAGGUGUGGAGUCCUUCAUUGAUGAGGUGAUGAAGAAGGACAAAGCAGUGCUGGUCAGCCUGUGGGAGGCGCUGGCUGAAGAAUUUGUGAGAUGUCCGUCACCAAAUGUGAAAGGAAUCCUGGAUGAGGUGACCGAGUGGGGACCGGACCUAUUGAAGGAGAUCCAGGCCAGCGCCCAGUCACCUCCCCUUGAGCCUCAUAUUAAAGACACCCAUGAAACACACAGAGUCACUGUGUCUGAAUCCACAAGACCUCUGGAUGAUCAGCAUCCAUCUGGAGAUUCACUCACUAACGUGGUGGGCCUUGAGACUCAAUACACAGAGCUGAUGGUCAUCAAACAGGACAUUAAAGAUGAACUGGUGAAGGCUGGGAAGACUCAGGAAAGACUUGAGGAAGAGGGAGCAAUAAAGAACUGUGAGCGAGUCUGGACAGAGCAGCUGUUUAAGAGAAGACCUCAAAGUAAAACACCACCCAAAAUCAUAGUGGUCAGUGGAGUGGCAGGUACUGGAAAGACCACCAUGGUCCAGAAGAUCAUGUCUGACUGGGCCAGAGGCACUCAGUACCAGAGGUUUGUGUUUGUGUUCCUGUUUAAAUUCAGGGAGCUCAACCUCCUGGACAAUGAGCCACAGAUGUCUCUGACCGCACUGAUUGAAAGGCACUAUAAACAUCUCACUCGUGACAAACUAAUGGAAAUCCUGCAGAAACCUGAAUCUCUGCUCUUCAUACUUGAUGGGCUGGAGGAAUACAAACGCAAACUGAACUUCACAGACAGUCAGCUCUGCUCAGACCCAGACAUUGAGGUGCCUGUCCACAUCCUGGUCACCAGUCUGGUCAGUCAGACAUUACUGAAGGGCUGCUCAGUCCUGAUCACAAGCAGACCGCCAGCUCUGGGGUCUCUGGACUUGGAGAGAGUUGAUGGAUUUGUAGAAGUUGUAGGAUUCUUCCCUGAACAAAGACUGAUGUACUUUAAGAAGUUCUUUGGUGACGCUGAUGUGGGCACCAAGGGUUUUCAGUGCUUGGAGAGUAACGCCAUCUUGUACUCCAUGUGCUUCAACCCCUCGUACUGCUGGAUUAUCUGCUCUGCACUGAAGAGCCACCUCAUGACACCUGAAGAAGAGUGUGGAGCUGCCCCCAGUACUGUCACUGAGAUCUUUGUGAUGUUCCUUCACAACAUCCUGACCAAUCACAGGCAAGAAGAUAAGGACCAAAGGAGGGUUCUGAUCAGUCUGGGAAAGAUGGCUUAUUAUGGGGUGGACAAUAAGACUCAUGUGUUUAAUGAGAAACAGGAGAUGUCCACCUUUGGUCUCCAGCCAGUCCUGUCCUCUUCGUUCCUCUCUGGUUUUCUGCACAGACAAAGCACUCAGGAGCACACGACGUACACCUUCUACCAGUUCACCUUGCAGGAGUUCAUGGCCGCCUGCUCCUUCUACUUCGAUCCAUCAGGGGGUGUCGAGGAGCUACUGAAGAAGCGAGACUCGUGUAAAGGGGGCCGAUUUGAGAUUGUCACUCGAUUCCUGGCAGGACUGGCUUGGUGUCCUGUGCUUAAAACAGUGGAGGGAAUUCUGGGGGAGUUUGAGGGGACAGACCACACAGCGGAUACAGGAGUGGGUGAGGCAGAAAGCUAAACAGGCGCUGCGAGGGGGAGAUCAAAGUGAAGCUCUGCGAGUUUGUCACUGGCUCUAUGAGACUCAGAAUGAGGAGGUGAUCAGAGACGCCAUUGGGAAGAACUUAAAAUGAGCUUUAGCAGUAUGACUUUAUCUGCUCUGGACUGUGCUGUGCUGGCCUCUGUCAUCAGCUGCUGUGGAGAACUUCAGCUCCUUAACCUGUCAUACACACCCCUGACCCCCGAGUGCAUCAGGAGACUGGCAAAGGGGCUCAGCUGCUGCAAUAAAGUUUGAUCUUAGGAAAAUAAUAUUAAAGAACACAAGCAGCUGAGCAAAACAAUGACAACUUCGUCACCUAAACGCAGGCCCUGAUCUUUCACUGUGCAGACCUCUUCAAAGAUGAUGCUGCUUACGUCACACAGAGAAACAACCAGAAUUGAAAGACCCCACAGGCAGUGUGAGGGCACCAUAGCAGGGCACAUUUACCUGAAAUACCCCACACUGUUGUUAAAAUACGACCUUAAAAGGCAGAAAACACUGAAACAGAUUGAAGAAUUAACAAUGUGUACGGUCAGCUGAAUUCACCUUGAAGGACUCUAGAACUCAUCUCCACUUAGAUACAGCACUGCUUCAUAUACAACAUAGAAGGUACUGAGCUGGAACUACUGAAGGCACCUGAGCUCAGAACGAUUAUUGUGUACCUCAGCGUCUUAGAAUCACAUCUCAGGAAACAAUUAAGAAAAUCAACUAAUAAAGAGAAGUUAAUGAAAUAACAGAAAGAGAAAAAGGACAAAAGAAACUGUGAGUGAAAAUGAGGUCCCAGGGUAUGGUGGGGUCUUAUCGGAGGUUCAUGCCUCAAAGCUUGGGGUCGGCUACACCCUUGGCUGAAGUGAUGAGACAGCGGGCACAGACUGGCUGUGAUUUGGACUGUCCAGAUAGAGGCCUCUUUCAAAGCCUUUAAGACAGAUUCAGGUACCUCCACUGAGGGCUCUCAAAUUCACCAGAUGGACUUGCGUGAUAAAUGACAGCAAACAAUGUUGUCCAGGAGCUUUGAUGGUGUAGACUUGAUUCCUGUGCAUAUCAGCUGCCAAACACCACCACUGAUAGGCUGUGCUGCCACAAUGGGGAGGGUGGGUAUUGGCACAGUUCAACCAGAUGAGACAAGAACCAUGUAGUAGAGAACAUGAGUGCCUUCCAUCACAGGGAGAGUUCUCUGUUCUAACCCCAAAAUGACGACAUAGUACCGUACAUGGAAUUGGACGUCAUUCUUUAAGGCUUGGUGUCAUAAAACUGUUCAUCUGCACUAAGCUACAUCAGAACUCUAAGUAGCAAGUCAAACAGCCAGCUGAAGACCACCUUUGUCAUGUUUGGUUGUGUCGGUGUAACUGGCUCAAGACCGGGUCAGGUAAACUUUUCACAAGCCUUCUAUUACCCAACACUAUGCAUCUAAGGAGGCCGAGCUGACUGUGACGUCAGGUGGUUAAAAUUCUGAACUGAAAAGCCAAGAAAAUCUGAAAAUCUGGAGAACAUCCAGCAUCUCUAAUGUGGACUUCAGUAUGUGUUAUGGUGUAUAAAAUCUGUACAUUUUGGUUUCCAUUAUAUUUUGUUCGAGACAAGACAACAAAUCAAAACAGGUAAUUUUUCCCUUACAACUCACUUUUAAAACAGCUGUUUCAACAUUAAAAAGAAGACAUUCUGGCGGCACAAUUACUUUAUAACCGGUGAAAGGAAGACUAAGCCAUGCCUUAGGCUAUUGAUUACUUUAUGGAUGGACACCUGGGACAACAAUUUGGUUUACAGCCUGGGAAAGGAGGACAUGAAGCAGUAUCAAAGAACUUUUUUAUCUGGGAAAAGAUAGAUUAAAGAGUUUGAGCAAAAUUCAUCAAUCAUAUUGACA
Polypterus senegalus (gray bichir) is the source of this 4755-nucleotide messenger RNA. RefSeq names its product NACHT, LRR and PYD domains-containing protein 12-like. NCBI's taxonomy places the organism in Eukaryota, Metazoa, Chordata, Cladistia, Polypteriformes, Polypteridae. The record is from RefSeq and is a predicted model, not a curated record. The transcript has 13 exons. The coding region runs from base 162 to 2879 and encodes 905 amino acids. Gene Ontology annotation, cellular component: cytoplasm.